Sphenostylis stenocarpa is the source of this 1770-nucleotide messenger RNA. The record is from the annotation of a GenBank genome assembly. Lineage: Eukaryota; Viridiplantae; Streptophyta; Magnoliopsida; Fabales; Fabaceae.
AUGUCUGAUCCUGUCACUCAUAUUUCUUGCCCAAGAAUAGGUCCCAUAUCUUUGCAGUGGACAUCCCUUGUACCUUCGUCAGUGUCAGGCAUAGAAGGAUCUAACAUUGAUUCAAGCUUGUAUACUGGUGCUCUGUUUUGGCCAAGAGAAGAAGUCACAUGUUUUAAGCAUGUAUGUGCCACACCUAAGAUUAAGUUGUAUAUUCCCUUGAAUAAGCUUCCUUCAAUUGUUGAAUCCGACCUUCCUUCUCCAUUGACUUGGCCUUGGCUCGUCUUGAAAUACACUGAAGGCCUUUGCUGGGUGAUGCACUACUAUUAUGAAGGUGUUUGUUCUUGGAAUUGGUUUUAUCCAUAUCACUAUGCCCCCUUUGCCUCUGAUCUCAAGGGCCUUGGUGAACUUGAUAUUAGCUUUAAGCUGGGAACCCCAUUCAAACCAUUUGACCAGCUUCUAGGGGUCUUUCCUGCUGCAAGCUCUCAUGCACUUCCUGAGCCAUAUAGAAGACUUAUGACAGAUCCAAACUCACCAAUCAUUGAUUUUUAUCCUAUUGACUUUGAAGUUGACAUGAAUGGAAAACGCUUUGCAUGGCAGGGUAUUGCUAAGUUGCCUUUUAUUGAUGAAGUGCGUCUUCUUGCAGAAGUUCGAAAGAUUGAAAAUUUUUUAACACCUGAGGAAAAGCGACGGAAUGCUAUAAUGUUCGACUUGCUCUUUGUGAAUUCUUGUCAUCCUCUCUCUGUGUGCAUAAGUACACUUGACAACAAGUGUAAAAACAUGUCAAACAGUGAGAGGGCUGUGGUCAAGGAAAAAAUCAAUCCUAAAGAAAGUGGUGGAAUGAAUGGAUACAUAUCCUUAUGUGGUGGAGAACCUUGCCCUCCUAUCUUUAGGUCUCCUGUUACAAGCAUGGAAGACAUCAUGGACAAUCAAGUUAUAUGUGCAAUAUAUAGACUCCCAGAUGCACAUAAACACAUUACCCGACCACCACAAGGAGUUAAAUUUCCAAAAAAGACUGUUACCAUUGGAGAUCUAAAACCUGAACCUGUUUUAUGGCAUGAAGAUUCAGGAAGGAGACACCAUGCUGAAAAUGGGAGGAAAAACCCCCCAGGAUCUUCUUCCGGUCGGGAGCUUGGAGAGGCUGCACACAGACUCAUUGUCAAUUCCUUACAGGUAAAGGUUGAUAAUGGCUACCACCACGCACAUAAUGGACCUCCUAUAUCUUAUCCUGCACCAAUGGGUCAUCGACCACCAGUGUCUUCCUAUGGUUAUGAAUCACACCCAGGAUACGUUGCAAUGCCACCUCAUGUUUCUGCUCCCUCACUCCAAGGCAGACCCCAGAUUACGCCUUACGGUGCUGUCCCUACUGCUCAGCAGUAUGGUUACAAUCAACCAUACCUGCCGCCACCAGUGGCAUACAAUCCUCGUCAGCAAUCAAAUUCUUACGAAAGAAAUGACUAUCAACAUUCUAGAUCACAUCAUUAUGAAAGAAAUCACCAUCAGGGUAGUGGGGGUAGUUUAAGGCAUGGAUAUCAAUCGUCAGGAAUUAAUCAGAAUAACAGGUUUAUGAAUAAUACACAAGGUGCAUAUGUCAGUCACCAUCAUGAAGUUAGUCACCACAGCCAAAACUUCCAACCAUCUCGAAUUCAUCAGAAUUGGACUCCACGAAACAACCCGAGUGGAAGCAGGGAAUAUGGUCAUCAGUCGUCCAAUCAAUUUGCAUCAUUAGAUAGAAGAGGAAACAGGAAUCCAAUGCCUCCACCUGGUUACGAUCGCCAAUAA